Messenger RNA from Xyrauchen texanus (razorback sucker), 2645 nucleotides. Its product is annotated as fibroblast growth factor 7-like. Gene Ontology annotation, molecular function: growth factor activity; type 2 fibroblast growth factor receptor binding. NCBI's taxonomy places the organism in Eukaryota, Metazoa, Chordata, Actinopteri, Cypriniformes, Catostomidae. Gene Ontology annotation, cellular component: cytoplasm. Gene Ontology annotation, biological process: cell differentiation; positive regulation of peptidyl-tyrosine phosphorylation; positive regulation of gene expression. The record is from RefSeq and is a predicted model, not a curated record. The coding region runs from base 308 to 913 and encodes 201 amino acids. The transcript is spliced from 4 exons.
CGCUCAGCAACACGAGAAGAUGCACAGCGCAGACUGGCUGUCCCACAACUUUCUCUCUCUCUCAAUGUGCCACAUAAAAAAAUUCUCUGGAAUUAUCAGAACUGAAACACAUAUUCUGGAAAAGCAUGAGUUCUGAGGAUGAAGUCAGAGUUUACUCUUUAAUCUGAGGAUUUUACUGGAAAAGAUUCAGAGAGUUCAGGGUCAGGACCGAAACUCCCAAGACUUGAGGAUCCAAUUGCAGCAGAAUCCUCAGUGACAGUUUUGCCUUCAGUAUGUCGUUCAUGAACUCCUUGAGAAACGCAGUAUAAUGCGCAAAUGGGCGCUACCAUGGAAACUGCCAAACUUGCCAUUUGGACUGUGGUUGCACGUCUUGCUAGUCAUAGGUCGUGUAUGCAUGUGUGGCGGUGAGGGGGUCACUGGUCAGAUGUCUGUGACUGACUGUUUCAAGCAUGAACGCCACACAAGGAACUAUGACUACAUGGAAGGAGGGGACGUUAGAAUUCGACGCCUCUACAGUCGUACACAAUGGUUCCUCACAGUCGACGAGUAUGGGAAUAUCAAUGGAACACAGGACCCCAACAACUGUUACAGUGUUCUGGAGAUCAGGACCAUUUCAGAAGGUGGCGUGUUGGCUAUAAAAGGACUGAAGAGCCAGUAUUAUAUUUCCAUGAACCGCACCGGAAUGUUACAGGGCAAGAAAGACUAUAACGACAGCUGCAACUUCAAAGAAGUGUUUUUAGAAAAUUACUACACAGCUUACUCCUCUGUGAAAUGGACUAAAAAUGGCAAAGAGAUGUUCAUCUCUCUGUCACAGAAGGGGAGACCACUGAAAGGCAAGAAGACAAGGAAAGAGAGUAUCACUUCUCACUUCAUCCCUCGAAAGUGCAGUGAAGACGAAAAGAAACUGGCAUAAAGCCAACACACGUCUAGAUCUAUAAACACAGACGCAGUGAGAUAGCACAAGCUAUUUCUACAGUAUUACUGCAUUUGUUUUGGGAUUCACCUGUCUGGUGUGUUGAAUGUGAGAUUAUUCUCAGUAUGAAUUGAAAUCAGCAUGAAAGAGCAAGGAAGAAGAUUAUUUGUCACAUGUGCAGCUUCCUGUGCAAAUAUUUAAAAUAGAACACACUCAGAUUCAUCAAAAUAAUCAAUAACACAUUCUUUGCUGCUCAUAUGCAGGAUAUUCAUAAAGCUCUCUGUGUUUAGGAAUUAUGGACAUGUGAUGAAAAAUUACAUAAAUGUUUUGGAGUUGUUGUGUGUACCAACAAUGUGCACAGCUCUAAAUUCUCAUCUCUGUUUUGAAUGGUAAAAAGUAUUUUUGUAUUUCAGAGAGAAUAAACAGAACAUCUCUCUGUUUUCAUUCGCUGCACUUUCACAAUCAUUAGAGCUAUUUAAAAGUUAAAAUACAAAAUAAACAUCAUCAACGCAUUUACUACAGAUGAUUUACUACAAUCUCUCCAAAUAUGGCAUGGCACAGCGCUGUUCGUGUGUUCCUGGAUUGUGUGUCUGUAACAAUGAGCUGCAAAGCUUUAAAUAUCAAAAUGAAUAUACUGUAUAUAUCCAUCUUUUCAAAAGUUUGAGACAUUCCAUUCUUGUUUCCAGCCCAAGUCAAAAAGAAAAUAAUAGCAGUUUACUUGUUUUAUUUUAUUAUUAUUUUUAAUCUUUAAUUUUUGUCAUUUGACCCUUAAAGUCAACAUGAAUUCAAAAUGGACCUCUAUUUACUUUCUUAAAGGAAUAGUUCACCCAAAAAUGAAAACUCUGUCAUCAUGUCAUUCCAACAUAUGACUUCCUUUCUUCCGCGGAACACAAAAGAUGUUACGGUGUGGUCACAUUUACCUUUGCAUGGCAAAAUUCUGCAGGUGAAAUACAGUCAUCUCAAUGGGAAUCUGCAUGAUCGUCAAAUUUUGCACAGUAGACGUCCGGUGGCGAAGAAUUUCAUCUCUGGGAUUUCUCCAGGAGUUCAAGUUUGGUGAACUUUGACAGGCAAAUUUGCCUCGAUGACCAAUAGGAAGUUGGUUUGCCAGUGAUCUCUGUGUGGGCAGUGGUUCGUCCACAGCUACACUGAAUAUUCACAAUGGUCAAGAAUAUUGUUUGAGUGGUGAGUUUCUUUUUAAUUCACUCUCACAGAGUAUAAAGUGCACCAUUAAAAAGAGGCUGUUUGGAUAUUAAUCUUUUGCUAGUUAACACUUAUUCAACAUCGUGCCAUGCCUUCUGCAAAAGUAAUCGUAGCUGUGCCUUUUGUCAGAAUGUUAGUCUCAGUCACCAUUCACUUUUAUUUUAUGGCAAAAAGAUGCAAUAAAAGUCAUACAAGUUUGAAACAACUUGAAAAAUGGUUUCAUGUUGACUUUAAUGUGGGAGUCUGACCAUAUUAAAUUUUCAUAAUCCCCCAGAGCUCUGAUGUGAUUGUGUCCAUGUGUUUUUGUGUGUUAUUUAUGAUAUUUAUGUGAGAUCAGAGAGGGGUCGGGAUGUCUGGAUGAAUCUAAAAUGAAUCGGAAACUCAAUAAAUAAUCUGCAUGAACACCAGGUUUCUGUAUCAUGCUGCAAGCACACACGCAGAGUCCGGAAGGUUUUCUUUUGCUGCUAAAAUUAAAGUGAAAUAUGAGGUGUUUUAUAUUAUCAUAGAGCAAAUCUCCAAUAAAAUAUGUAUA